AUGGGACUACGCAGCUGUAACAGUCUUCCGCUUUCGAUUGUCUCUGCUGGCAGCGGCUGCGCUUCGUGCCUCUUGGAUCUGCCCCCCUUCGAGACUCCCUCCGCGAUCUCUGCGCUCGGUUUCCCUGUCGCAGUGCUGGGGCCGAUUCCAGAUAACGUGGUGUGGCCACUGGAGCUUGUAGGGAUGUUCAAGUCUAGCCCGUUGCGCUGCCCGUUGGAUCGCGAUUCGAACAUUCUUACGACCCUGCCAAACGAAAGCCAUGCCACAACAACCAAAUCAUGGCUCGCACAGGAAGAAUUCACCGUUUCGGACGUUUUUGCGCCACAAACUGGCGAGGACCCUGAUCGGGAGCACCACCCAGAUGAUAAUCAAGCAGAGGCUGAAACCGUUGUUCGUAAAGUCUCUGCGGGAUUUCGUCUAGGUCCCCCUGAAGUUAGUCUGGCGAGAAACCCCCCUGCGAGUCAGUCUGGUAAGAACAACGUGCCUGGUGAUGUCAGAUACCUGGAGGUGGAUAAGUUAGGCUCUCGCGGGAAGAGUAGGAAAAAGAAGAAGUUGCGACGCCCAGCUGAAGUCAGGUCUGAUGUGACCACUGUCCGUGGUUUUAAUGCCAAAACACUCGCCGAGGAUGAGUCAGAUUAUUCCAAUUCUGGCUCCAAGCCCUUUCCCCUAUGGCAGCCUCCACUUGUCAGUUGUGCAAAUAGUCCAGGCCUUCGACCUUCCUCCUCAAAUGGGGGCAUCAGUUCAUUGAAACUCCAGCUGGAUGCACUCAGUCUGUCGAAUAGCCGCCCAGAAUCUAGGGACACGAGCCAAUUUGGAUCCCAGACCCCGAGCUGUUCUAGUGUCAACUCAGACAGUGAUCAGACAACCAGCUAUGAGGUGCCUUUGGAGCAUGACUUUGUUAGCCCGGACGCUGGUGCUAUUCCUCCUGAUGCCACGGAAUUGCCAAAUGAGCAACAGUUGAGGGAUGCUCUCUAUCGAAAGAUGUCAGCUGCGGACUUUGAGCCGUUGUCAUGCCUUGGGAAAGGAACCUAUGGAACGGUUUUACUGGUCAAGCAUUCAGUAACCGGCACACUCUAUGCACAGAAACAGUUUCGCAAGGCCUCUCUUACAGUUCAUAAAAAGCUCGUGGAACAAACUAAAACGGAACGGGUGAUCUUGGAAAGUGUAAAUCGUCAUCCAUUUGUUGUCAAGCUCUACUACGCAUUCCAGGAUCAUGAAAAGCUCUAUCUAAUUUUGGAAUAUGCCCAAGGUGGUGAGCUAUUCACCCACCUGGCUAUGGAGCGCAUGUUCACCGAAGACGUGGCUUCAUUCUAUAUGGCUGAGCUAGUCUUAGCGCUGGAGCAUCUCCACCACAACGUUGGCGUCGUCUACCGUGACUUGAAACCUGAGAACUGCCUCUUGGAUGCCGAAGGCCAUCUUCUCCUAACCGAUUUCGGACUCAGCAAAGUUGCCGUUGACGGCGAUGAUCGAUGCAACUCAUCCCUUGGGACCGUCGAAUACAUGGCCCCUGAAGUCGUCCAGGGCAAGUCAUACGGCAAAGCCUGUGAUUGGUGGUCCCUAGGAGCCCUGGGUUUCGACCUUCUCACCGGCUCGCCACCUUUCAAGGCCAACAACCACGCGAAAAUCCAGGAAAAGAUUGUCAAACAGCAGCUUGUACUUCCAUACUUUCUGGGCCCAGAUGCGAAGGACCUCCUCACGCGCCUCUUACGUAAGGAUCCACACAAACGCCUUGGAUCCAACAUGCCCAAAGACAUGCAGACGAUCAGAAACCACCGCUUCUUCCGUAAGAUUGACUGGAAAGCACUUGAAAGACGCGAGUUAGAGCCGCCCAUUAAACCGCUCAUCACGGACCCAGCUUUGGCAGAGAAUUUUUCCACUGAUUUCACUGCCUUGCCGCUUAGUCCUGUUGUGACAAGAAAUGGGUUUGAUGAAUAUGAUCAUGAUGGGAAAGGGUGGCGUGGUGAUGGUGGCACGUCGUAUAGAGAUAUCCAUCGCCCUGGGAAUGCGGCUGCGGACGAUCCGUUUAGUGGGUUUAGUUUUGUGGCAUCCAGCAGCUUGCUCGAUAGUGGGUUAGGCAGGGUGAGGUAG
Messenger RNA from Paracoccidioides brasiliensis Pb18, 2088 nucleotides. RefSeq names its product AGC/RSK/RSKP70 protein kinase. The transcript is spliced from 2 exons. Gene Ontology annotation, biological process: protein phosphorylation. Bases 1 to 2088 code for a protein of 695 amino acids. Gene Ontology annotation, molecular function: ATP binding; protein serine/threonine kinase activity. The record is from RefSeq and is a predicted model, not a curated record.